Molecule: messenger RNA, 3796 nt
Organism: Coccinella septempunctata (seven-spotted ladybird)
Lineage: Eukaryota; Metazoa; Arthropoda; Insecta; Coleoptera; Coccinellidae
Gene: Ncc69
Product: bumetanide-sensitive sodium-(potassium)-chloride cotransporter
Exons: 18
Coding region: 320-3493 (1057 amino acids)
Biological process (GO): chloride ion homeostasis; sodium ion transmembrane transport; cell volume homeostasis
Cellular component (GO): membrane
Molecular function (GO): sodium:potassium:chloride symporter activity
Source: RefSeq, a predicted model, not a curated record
UGAUUUUCAUUCAUCAGCGUUCGUGCAAACUUUUCCUACAGGCUGAAUUUCCAUUAUAGUCCCAACGUUAUCGCCGGCGAGCGCAGGACGUUUUACAGCAGAGAGACACCGUUCCGUCGAACGAAACCUUUGGCCGCAAGAAGCAGUCAAUGGCUUGGUGAAUUUAGGCGAUACGCGAAAAAAUUCCGGCUCCUGCUAUGCUUUGAAUAUCGAACCUUGCCGGUUGUCCUCGAUAUCCGAUACGUUUUGAAAUGAAGUGUUUAUAAUUUGUUCGAUAAUAGUUUGUUGGUAUACAAGUCCACGUGCUUUGACCACAAACAUGUCAGUGCCAAACAUCGAGAAGGACGACGAGGGUAAUGUGAAAGAUGUCGAGCUGUCCUAUCUACAUCCAGAAUCCGAAAAAAGGACACGCUUUCAGGUGAAUAGAGUCAGGAAUGAAAGCCAUAACAGAGACAACUCCUCGGAUGUCAGGAUAGAAAUAAAUGGCGAACAAACUAACUCCGAUUAUGACGAUAACGAUGACGAUAUACAUUCCGUCAGCGAUAGGACUAGGCUGAAUUCGGAAUAUGGUAAAAGUUUCAGGCACUUGACCAGGGAGGCUCUGCCAAGGAUGGAAAAUUACAGAAAUAUCAUGUCUCUCCAAGCAGCAAAUAGACCAACACUGGACGAAUUACAUAAUGCAACACUGACCAAUAAGAAUCAGACACAUGGGACUCUGAACGGAAAACAUUCCCUCAACGAGGGACAAAUAAAGUUUGGAUGGAUAAAGGGCGUAUUAGUACGAUGCCUUUUGAACAUAUGGGGUGUGAUGUUAUUUUUGCGGUUGACGUGGGUGGUUGCUCAGGCUGGUGUAGGAGAAUCUAUGCUGUUAAUUCUUACGGCAACGGCUGUGACUUCAAUAACUGCAGUCUCGAUGUCAGCUAUCAGUACUAAUGGUGUGAUUAAAGGAGGUGGUACCUACUACAUGAUCUCGAGGAGUUUGGGGCCCGAAUUCGGAGGGUCCAUAGGGUUGAUAUUCUCCCUGGCCAACGCGGUUGCUUGUGCCAUGUACGUGGUCGGUUUUUGCGAGUCCCUCAACGAUCUCCUCGGCCAGUUCCAUUUGUCGAUAGUGGAUGGAGGCAUACAAGAUGUCAGAAUUAUCGGAUGUAUCACUGUAGUGAUUUUGACGGUUAUAGUUGUCGUCGGAAUGGAAUGGGAGGCAAAGGCGCAAGUUGGACUGUUGAUCAUUCUUCUAGUCGCAAUUGUCGAUUUCUUCGUAGGAAGUAUCCUCGGACCUCAGAAUGAACUAUCGAAAGCUAAAGGUUUUGUGGGUUUCAAUGUGGAAGUUCUAAAAGAAAACCUACAUUCGGACUAUCGCUAUUCAGAAGGCGUGAAACACGAUUUCUUCAGUGUCUUCUCUGUAUUUUUCCCAGCCGCUACAGGCAUUCUCGCAGGUGCAAAUAUAUCAGGGGACUUAAAGGAUCCGCAGUCAUCAAUACCGAAGGGUACAUUAUUGUCAAUUGUUAUAACCUCAUUAACCUACAUGCUGAUGGCAUUCGUUGCUGGAUUCACAGUACAAAGAGAUGCCACAGGAAAUGUAGAGGAUUACAUAAACGGCAGUAAACCAAUCUGCGUACCUGGAGAAUGCAAAUAUGGACUCCACAACAGUUUUCAGGUGGUGGAACUGGUAUCAUGGAUUGGUCCCAUUAUCUACGCAGGUUGUUUUGCAGCCACACUAUCCUCGGCUCUAGCCUCUCUAGUGUCUGCUCCGAAAGUUUUUCAAGCUCUUUGUAAAGACAAGCUGUAUCCCAAGAUAGAAUGGUUCGGUAAAGGCUACGGUCAGAACGGCGAACCUAUCAGAGGCUACGUUCUCACUUUUAUAAUCGCAGUUGCCUUCAUCUUGAUAGGUGAACUCAAUCUCAUAGCCCCCCUCAUCUCAAACUUUUUCUUAGCUGCCUACACCCUCAUAAACUUCUCCACAUUCCAUGCAUCAUUGGCCAAACCAGUUGGAUGGAGACCCACUUUCCGAUACUACAACAUGUGGUUGAGCCUUCUGGGGGCCAUAUUAUGCGUCAUGGUAAUGUUUUUGAUAUCAUGGUGGACCGCUCUGCUGACGUUGGCAUCAGUGCUGGCGUUGUAUCUAGUGGUGUCCUAUAGAAAACCAGAUGUCAACUGGGGUUCUACUACGCAGGCACAAAUGUAUAAGACUGCAUUGCAGGCAGUCCAACAGCUUAACUCUGUAGAGGAGCACGUAAAAAAUUACAGACCGCAAAUUCUAGUAUUAUCAGGCAUGCCUAGUGCUAGACCGGCUUUGGUCGAUUUUGCGCAUUUACUAACGAAAAACCUGUCGAUGCUGGUAUGCGGGCACAUUACAGAGGAACCUCUACAUCAAAGAGUGCGGAAUGUUCUAUAUUACAAGGCACAUAGCUGGUUCAGAGCGCACAAGUUGAAGUCGUUCUAUGUGCAAGUCGACGGUAUGAAUUUUGAGCAAGGAAGUACGGCCCUUUUGAAGUCUUGCGGAAUAGGAAAGUUGAGACCUAACAUUCUCCUGAUGGGGCAUAAGAUGGAUUGGCAAAACUGUGGUCGAGAGUCACUACAACAAUACUUUGAAGUCCUUCAUACUGCCUUCGAUCUUCACUACGGAGUCGGAAUCCUAAGGCUUCAACAAGGACUGGAAAUCAGCCGAAACGCUUCUGAAGAACCCAACAAAAGCUCCGAAUCUCUUUCUAGAAACAGAUCGUAUAGUCAGCUCUCACAAGCCAGCAGUUACAGCGAUGUUUCCGUACCGGCAACACCAGUCUCGAGAAGAGAUCAAGUGAACGUUGAUCCCUCGGCAAACGACGAAAAUCCGAGGAAAAAAAUGAACAAGUCGAUUGCCGGUUCUAUAAGCGAGGCGUUAGGGGAAGAGGUCGAUCAGAGGUCGAAGAUAAGUAGGAUAUUUCAGUUCAGAAAGAAACAGAGACGAGGGGGGACCAUAGAUGUGUGGUGGCUGUAUGAUGAUGGAGGUUUGACUUUGCUGUUACCGUAUAUUCUCAGCACGAGGCAGAAUUGGAAUCACUGUAAGCUGAGAGUUUUUGCAUUGGCCAACAAACGUGAUGAGCUCGAGCUCGAGCAUAGGAACAUGGCAAGUCUGUUGGCGAAAUUCAGAAUAGAUUAUUCUGAUCUCUUGGUGGUGCCGGAUAUAACGAACAAGCCGUCCGAAAAAACACAACAGUACUUCGAAUCGCUGAUUGCCGAUUUCAGGAAAAAUUCAGAUCAGCAGAAUGAAUAUGGAAUUUCGGAAUCGGAACUGUUGGCAGUCAAGGAUAAAACUAACCGCCAAAUGCGUUUGAGGGAACUGUUAAUGGAGUACUCUUCUGAGGCGAAUUUAGUGGUUAUGACACUUCCGAUACCGAGAAAAAAUAUCGUGUCAGCCCCAUUAUACUUGGCGUGGAUUGAAAUGUUGACGAAAGAUAUGCCGCCGAUUCUGUUGGUUCGCGGCAACCAAACUUCUGUAUUAACUUUUUAUUCUUAAGAGUAAUUUAUUUUACGCCAUAUAGCUUUAUCGAAUAAUUUGUUCGUCAUCGACAAAAUCACAAAGUGUAACGCCUCAUUUUCGAACUUUAUAUAAGAUAUAGUAUUUUUUCAUAUAUUUUUAUACAUUACCAUCUCUAAGAGGAUCGAAUAAAAAAAGAUCAGGAAAUUUUCAAGUUUCAACAUAGAGAAUUAGUAUAAGUAUUCCUUUAAUGGUAGUUUUGAAGUCUGCUCCUCGAUGGUAUAAUACGCAAAAUAUUCUGCCAAUAAAUUUAUCAAAUGCCAUUUUGAAAGGCAUCCAGCA